CUUACUCCAGCCUCCUUUCCUCCUCCCCCGCGUCCCUGCUUUCUCUCCUCCUGGAUUCAUUUGAGAGCAAAGUUGUGGAGCAGCUGGACACACUCACCGUGGGAGGGGGGGUCUCACAUGAACUCUUCUGGGAAAGCAACUCCUUGGUUGGGUGUUUGAAGCAGAAAAAAGCAACUUCAAGGAGGAAGCUGGGAGUUACAGAUGGAGGGAGCUGUGGAAGCAGGAGCUUAAGGAGGAUAUACCAAGUGCUGUUGGAGGGGCCAGGGUGGAUUUGGAGGCUAGGACCAUCUCUGCUUCAGGAGGACUGACAUUGGCUCUCCUUGGCUCAUUCUCCAGGGAGAGAGGACAAGCCCUCAGGCCAGCGGUCACCACUGCUGAAAGCGAGUGAACCCAACAGGGAGUGAAAGGAACCAACACCUGUGAAGAGAAGUGAAAAGAAUUAGGACGGAAAAGAGUUCCAUAGGCAGGGGAGAAGCACUGAAAACCAUGGUCUCCUGUGAGGGGGGACUGUAAAGGGGAGCCACAGCCCAGGAGACCCCACCCCCUCCCAAAACCCUUGCUGGAGCCAAGUGCUGCCCUUGCUGGAGUAAAGUGCUGCAUGGGAAAGGGCUGGCUAUGGAGAAGUUGUCCCCGGAGGGGAACAACCUGUGGACUGUCAAUGGCUCACUGAUCAACUCCAGCCUGAGCCUGGAGAAUCGGACGUACGGGGUCAAUAGCACCACUGACCCCCUGAAGCGGAACGAGGACAUGGCCAAGGUAGAGGUAACGGUGCUCUGCUUCAUCCUCUUCCUUGCUCUGACGGGCAACCUGUGCGUGCUGCUGGCCAUCCACACCACGCGGCACAAGCACUCCCGCAUGUACUAUUUCAUGAAGCACCUGAGCAUCGCUGACUUGGUGGUGGCCAUUUUCCAGGUGCUGCCCCAACUCAUCUGGGACAUCACCUUCAGGUUCUAUGGGCCGGACUUCCUCUGCCGGUUGGUCAAGUACCUGCAGGUGGUGGGGAUGUUUGCUUCUACAUACAUGCUCCUGCUGAUGUCCCUGGACCGGUGCCUGGCCAUCUGUCAGCCCCUGAGGUCAUUGCACAGGAGGUCUGACCGGGUGUCUGUCCUCCUCACCUGGCUGCUGUGCCUGCUGGUCAGCAUCCCCCAGAUCCACAUCUUUUCCCUGCGGGACGUGGGCAACGGGGUGUAUGACUGCUGGGCCGAUUUCAUCCAGCCGUGGGGAGCCAAAGCUUAUAUCACCUGGAUCACCCUGACUGUUUACAUCAUCCCCGUGCUGAUGCUCAGCAUCUGUUAUGGCUUGAUCAGCUUCAAAAUCUGGCAGAACGUGAGGCUCAAAACAGCCCAUGAGAGCAACACGAGCCUGCCCUGCAGCGGGGCUGCCCUUUCCAGGGUGAGCAGCAUCAAGCUAAUUUCUAAAGCCAAGAUCCGGACAGUGAAAAUGACCUUCAUCAUAGUCUUAGCUUUCAUAGUGUGCUGGACUCCAUUUUUCUUCGUGCAGAUGUGGUCUGUGUGGGACAAGAAUGCUCCCAAAGAAGCAUCUCCGUUUAUCAUCGCCAUGCUCCUAGCAAGUUUAAACAGCUGUUGCAACCCAUGGAUCUACAUGCUUUUCACAGGCCAUCUUUUCCAUGACCUUAUGCACCGGUUCCUCUGCUGCUCCACACGCUAUUUAAAAUCCAGGCAAAGCUGUGACUUGAGCAUCAGUAAGAAAAGCAACUCCUCUACCUUCGUCCUGAGUCGCAAGAGCUCGAGUCAGAAAAGCUUCACUCAACCUUCCACCACCUGAGAACUGUCCCAGCGCUCUUUGGACUGCAUUCCUACUUCACUGAGUAUUUGUAAAAAACUGUAAUCCUGAAUAUAUGGGUGGAGGGGU
Molecule: messenger RNA, 1872 nt
Organism: Pelodiscus sinensis (Chinese soft-shelled turtle)
Lineage: Eukaryota; Metazoa; Chordata; Testudines; Trionychidae
Gene: OXTR
Product: oxytocin receptor
Biological process (GO): cellular response to hormone stimulus; positive regulation of vasoconstriction; female pregnancy
Cellular component (GO): plasma membrane
Molecular function (GO): oxytocin receptor activity; peptide binding; vasopressin receptor activity
Source: RefSeq, a predicted model, not a curated record